Molecule: messenger RNA, 6298 nt
Organism: Ixodes scapularis (black-legged tick)
Lineage: Eukaryota; Metazoa; Arthropoda; Arachnida; Ixodida; Ixodidae
Product: GATA-binding factor A
Exons: 4
Coding region: 3917-4492 (191 amino acids)
Biological process (GO): cell fate commitment; positive regulation of transcription by RNA polymerase II; negative regulation of transcription by RNA polymerase II
Molecular function (GO): zinc ion binding; DNA-binding transcription factor activity, RNA polymerase II-specific; RNA polymerase II cis-regulatory region sequence-specific DNA binding
Source: RefSeq, a predicted model, not a curated record
GUGGUUGAUUUACGCAAUGGCGGCCCCCUCGAACCAAGUAUGUUAUUGUUUGUUGAUGGCCUAUUCUCUCCGAUUCGACGUUUUUCUAGCCGUUUUUAUCUCCUAGAUUUGUUCAUGAAUUGAUCGCGAACAACCAGAGUAUCUUUACGCAUGGGCGUUCCUCUUCCAAAGCUACCCUUACGCUUAGAAUUCCGGGGGCUAUUGUAAGCCUUCAAAACGAAAACACACAAGAAAACAACUUGCCAAUCUCGGCUUUGUUGCUAGUGGCCGGAAUGCUACGUUUGUUUAUUUUUGCCCUUGCUGGUUUGUCAAAGGUAGAUUAUGCUCCUCGGUGGCUCUCUUACCUCAGCCUGAGUUAAUUGCGUUUUUCUGCGUUGUGCAACCGCGGUGACCUAGGUUGAAUUGAACCUAUUGUUCUUCGCAGAUGUUUUGCCGAUACACCUAUUGUAGAGCGAGCAGCGUAGUUAAAUCGGUGCCACAGCGUCGAUUUUUGUGGAGAACUUCGAAGCAAAAUUGGGUCAGUCGGCGACAUCGUCCAUGUCCCGCAAUUUCGAAAGUUUCUGUUUCAUCCCCGUUCUUCAAUGGCGACAAUACUCUCUGUUUACACCUGGCAUCUGUUUGUCACCGCGGCGUUGCCGAAGCUCGCCAACGGACGUUGGUAAGUUCGCGGUCGGAGUUUGCGUUGCGUGACCGCUCUCUUGUCUGUUGGCUGGGGCUAGUUAUGUCUUGGGCGUGUUUCAAUUUGGUAGCUCUGCCUUAUCGAUACUGGGAUCUCAUCACCUGUGCCCUUAUAUUGCACCAAGGUGGAUCGAAUUUCGGUUGGGAGGGCCCCUUUGCCCCUUUUGAUCGCUUCGUGGGGGCGAUCUUUUGGGACCUUGGGGGACUAUGUGCCGUGGACGACGCAAGUAAGUGCAGUUUAUCUAAUCGACCUCUCGAAAGGGUUUUUAGGAUUUUUAUUUUGUUUUUUUGUUUUUUGUUCUGAUAUCGUAGCGAGCUGUAACCUUGAACUUUCCGUUUAUAUUUAUCGGUCAGCGCGGGCACCUAAUCUUUCGGCUCCAAUGUGAAUGAAUCUUCGUUUAAUCGGAGAUCGUCUAGACAUCAUUUUUGUUUGUAUUAUGUUUUUGAAGUUGGACGGCGGUAUGAAUUUUUAUGUCGCUGUUCCCUUCUACUCCGUUGUCAUUUAGCUUGGUUUUGCAUUACCGAUUUUCUGGCGGGUCCGGCGUAUACCUAAUAUUUGUUUUAUUUUUAUUUAUUUUUUAAUUUUUUGUGUGUAGCACUUUUGUUCCUCUUUUUUUUUUUUUAAUUUUGCGUCAGAGUUUGGCUUUUGUUUUUCUUUAUUUCAGAUCUUUCACGAACAAAAGAAGUAGUGUUUGAGGUAAAAUUUUAAAAACCUUGUAUGACUCUUAAUAAUUGGUGUGCAUUCCAGGAUCACCAAAGAUGCGAAGUUCGAACUUCCAAGAGCUCAUGCCAAAGAUAUCGGGAACAAAUGAACAUCAACGGCAGGACAAGCCUUCCUAGGCCUCGCAGAUUUUGAAAAGUGCUCCACAUGUCACAUAGCCAUAUCUUUCUAUGUGUACUUAUGCAAUGUACUUUAGGAAAAAUAUACAGCAUAUUUCUCCCUAAGCCUUCAAAUGGCUUCGCUCAUUAGAUUGUCUUCUAUACAUAGAAAAAGUCAGGCGGGUAGCCAGGAUUUUGUUUCGGGGGGGGGGGGGGGGGGGGGGGGGGGGCCGGGCCGGGGCCGCCGCCCAUGACAAAAUGCUUUAUGAGGAGGAGGGGGAGAGGAGGCCCCAGCAAAAUAGAAUAUUUCAGGGGGGGCCCAGGCCCCAUGGGCCACCCCCCUGGCUACAUGCCUGGAAAAAGUGCCUUUCUGUAUUGACAUUGUGUAUAUGUGGUGUAAACUUGUUUUAUUUAUCAGUGAUUGCCAUUAAUUAGGACACUGAUUACAAAUGGUCUUUCAUAUUUGUCCAUGAAUAAUUUUGCUAAGCAAACACUUAUGCUGUCAGUGCACUUUUUUGUCUAGAUCUCAGUGCAUUGUGCAUGAAUUGUCUUUGAAACGAAGUGCCGUGUCUGCCAAUGCAAUUUCAAAUGUUGAUGCUACCAUAUUUGAUCUGUGUUUUAUUAUUCAUGUUUCAAUAUCAGUGCCAAUUGAAAUGGUCAUACUUUGGUUUCGAUUGAUAGUAGCCAUUCUUAUCAACACAGCACUCGUGGUUGCAACUUGGAGUAUAGGGUCCUUGUAUUUGUUGUCACUUCUGGCUCAAAUUCUGCAUUAUCAAUGUUGGUGAUUUUUAGCCAUGUCUUUCUGCGAGUAGAGGGAGUGUUUUACGAAUCACUCGAGUUCUUUUGCGUUCUUAUAUACUGCGCCAGCCAGAGUAGUCGAAAAUAUAAAAGAGCAUCGACUGGUACUCUAUUUGUCCCGUCUUUAUUCAAGCUUAGGACGAGCUGGCGCUUCAAAAGUUGGAUAGUCGGUGUCCAAAAGGGCCGUGGGGAACACCACUGGAGCAGGAACAUGCUGCUGGGUAGUGCGUUUAAAAACUACAUAAACUGAUGUCAGUACAAAGACCCUAUACCAAAAUUUCAUCAUUGUUAUACAAGUUUUCGAGUUGUUUCUGCUUGUGUAUUCUUUUUUGUUUUUGGUUUGAUCACAGUGAGUUGUACAAAUACUAGCAGUUUGGUUAUUUGUGCCAUCUAAAUGGUAAUUUUCUGAGGUAUGUUUCAACAGUUAGUCCCUGUACAAGGUGUUUUUAACUGUUAUUCAGUUAUGGUUCAUGAAGCAUUGACUUUACAUUUCUGGCACGGUGUUGAGUACCUUACUUUUUAAACUCCUUGUGUCUCAUGUAGCAUGUGAAUUCACUGUUGGUCACAGCCGCUGAAGCUGUUGUCUUUUAUGCUGUGUUUGUUUCCUUUUUUUUUUUUAGCCUGGGUAAUCUGCCAAGGAAUUUUCUUAUUUCCAAUUUUGCAUUGAUUGACUGUUGAUGGGGCAUGAUUAUACAAAAUUUGCCAUGUUGCAAUGAUUCUCUUAAUCUAACCGUUACACCAAUCCUCUUUCCAGCGGCAUCGUAUUAUUUAAUGGUGCCUACAUUGGUCCCUUUAAUAUGUCUGAGGAAUGUCACAUUUUCUGGCAUAUUUGAAGCUCUCUGUACCUAAAAUGCAGUUGUGUACCUACUAUUAUACCUAAUUAUGCAGAAUACAAUUGCUUUAGUCUCCUUUAUGCCCGAUUGGAAAAUAGCUUUACUGUGCUGUUUGUUUCUCAAGGGGAGAGGGAAGAAGUCCCUUCUGUACACUUCACCCUACCUGCACGCAGCUGUUGAGGAAGGCUUUUAACUUGAAAAUACUGGGCUUUCGGUCCAUGACUUUUAAAACUAGUUAUAUUUGAAAUGUAUUUAAAAUAAAGCUUCCGGUACUGUUAUUUUCUUGUAAGCAGAUUCUAACUGGGGUUUCACGUUUCACUAAGUAAUUAACCUACAGAUUUACAUGCUGACAUGCCAGGGAGCAGUAAGCGUGCCAUAUACUUGACCGGUCCCCAGUGUGAGCAUACAGGCUUUCCCAAUGUACUGGCUGUGCCUGGACUUGGCACACAGUCAAAACACUGGCAGCCAGCUUGCUCAUGCGAGGGACGAACCAAACUUCUCAUCUUACCGGUAAUUACGCAAGUUCUGUGUUCUGCAAGUAAUUUAAUAGUUUGAUCAAUUGCCGUCUUUGCAACGAACAACUGUUGCUCGUAAACCUAAAUUUCGGUUUGAGGUCUAAGUGUCUCUUGGGGGGGAAUGUUCUCUGCACGGGGCCUGCAGACUCGCCGGAGUAUGCUGGGUUCGGUGAAGCCAGAGAAUGCGUCAACUGUGGCGCCAUCUCCACGCCCUUGUGGCGCAGGGAUGGCACCGGCCACUACCUGUGCAACGCGUGUGGGCUCUACCACAAGAUGAAUGGCUCCACCAGACCCAUCGUGAAACCACAACGGAGAAUGGUUGUCCCAGCUGACCUUAUGUCAUCGUGCUUUUCCCAGCAACAACCGAGCGUUUCCCGUCGAGUCGGGUUGUGCUGUUCGAACUGCGGCACCACCACCACCACGCUGUGGCGGAGGAACAAUGAGGGUGAACCCGUCUGCAACGCCUGCGGGCUCUACUUCAAACUGCAUAAUAUUAACAGGCCUUUGGCCAUGCGGAAGGAGAGCAUCCAGACACGCAAACGCAAACCCAAGGGCAAGAGCACUCCUGACAGCAAGGGAGGCCUGGCCCCGGAAAACCUGUGCACCUCUACCAAGGUUGAGAAGGAAGAACCCUUAGACACCAAGGGCGCGGAAGACGAGGAUGCCCUGCAGCGCUUGGCUUCGUGCUCGUCUACUCGUUCGACGAGCAGUACGUCGUCACGGUCGUCCCUGAGCAUCCUGCCCGUCCAGGACAAAGCCUGGAACACAUACGACGACUACGAGGGCACCAGCCACAGCGACAACACCGACAAGAACUCGGACCACGCGAGAAUCAUUGACCUGGCCUGAUCCUCGGGCCACCUGCAGGACUCGUCCCCCUACCUGCACCUCGGUUCAACCCCAGGACACUGCGCCGGUUUGGCAGUUGACGCAACAAAGUCUCCACGACGGGCCCAACGGCACUGGCGGCGUGGCUGGAGGCGUUCAUUAAAUCGGAACCAAUAGGUUUAUUGGCGUAAGUUAUCAUGAGCAAAUUCGUUUAAUUUCAGUUGCGCGCCAUUGAAAAACGUGUACAUUCUGAGCACCCGAUGUAGGUCUUUCCGAAAUCAAAGUGCGACAACCGAGACAUCAACUCGUGAGACAAGUCUGCAGGACGUUUGACAGUCGAAAAGUGUCUUUGAAGUUUUACGGUUUCCUUUGAUCGUCGGAAUUUUUUUAACGAGACAAGUCUGCAGGACGUUUGACAGUCGAAAAGUGUCUUUGGAGUUUUACGGUUUCCUUUGAUCGUCGGAUUUUUUUAACGAAUGCCUUCGGCCACGCUUAAGAAUGAAAUGUGUCGUUGCGAGUACUUUCAAGAACGGCUCGGUGAGGACUCUGCGAGUGUCCGGGGUGUCGCCUCAGCCGCCUCUCCAAGAGUGGCGCGUUGUUCCCUCAUCCCCUCUUACUUUUUUAUUCUCUUCCUCGUUUGUUUUAUUUUUAGAGCAUUGCACCGUUGACGAACGUAUCCAUAACUGUGAUUUUACUCUGUAGAGCGUACGUGUAAUGCCGGUGGCAAGCCAUAGAGGCGUAAAACGCGAAGUGCUUGCCAUAACGGGUUACUUUGAGGUUUGGCAGUUUUAGGGCUCGGGUGCAUCGGAAGCGCAGGUCUGGCUAUUUUGCCAGUCUCCAUACAGGCCUUGAAAGAGCAGCUGUUUGUUCUUCUUUUGUGUUAAUAAUAACAUGACCCAAGCGAGAUUACGGGGUUAGCCAACGACGAGGCUUUUGGUUGUGUUUUGCCGAGUUUAGGCAGAAAAAAAAAAGAGUAGCGGAUUCGAGCUUAUUUAUCUCGUUGAACUCGAAUGUCCCGCAAAAGUGUCUCUUGGCUUUGAAUCUCCUCGAUGAUAGAACUGGACCUCCGUGUUGCAUGAAUUGUGAGUAUGCACGAGGACUCGAGUAGGGUGCAAUGGACCUAAGGUGUGAGCACACACGCUGUCUGUUCUUGUUGCCGUGCUGAACUAGCUGACAGAGAUAUGGCACCGUGACACUUUGCUAUGCCUUUGAAUUGUGACACGCUGCUAAGGAAUCGCUUUUACAUGAAAUUGCAGUAGGAAAGUUAACUUCGAACGCUCUCUGCCUACUGUAUAUAGAUGACCUCUUAGCAGCACGGUUUAACUUGGACGUCAAGCGUGCGAGAUAAGCACCCGCAGACGCAGAAUGUUGUGAGCUCUACCCUGCUUUUGCAGCACCUCUUUGAUUUGCAGAUUGCGGCAUGUCCAUAAGCAGUCUACUCGAAAUACUCAAACCUAGUUUUUUUUGUGAUAGUUUUGGGCUGUAGUGACAACCACCAUGUUUUUAUAUGGUUCCAGACGUACUUUAUUUAUCGGUACUUGUAGGUUCGUAGUGCAGGCUUUCCUGCAGCGAGCACUGUUUUCUGUCCAAGGCUAUGCGUCGACGUACUGCGGAUGUUUCACACAGCAAUUGAGAUGUGUGUUUCUGAAUAGAAUUGCACUAAAAACAUCCAUCUUUGUACUUCCAUCUGCUAUGUUUACUUUGUUUUUUUAUGUGUACCUGCAACAUUGCUAAUCUGUGUUUUACGAUUUGGAAGUCACCUUCAGGUUGAUGGUUUUACUUUAGUUGCUGAGUAUAUUUAUAAUAAAACAUUAUUUCACCACACCA